Trichoplusia ni (cabbage looper) is the source of this 1519-nucleotide messenger RNA. It is a transcript of the gene eIF4AIII, whose product is annotated as eukaryotic initiation factor 4A-III. Gene Ontology annotation, molecular function: mRNA binding; RNA helicase activity; ATP binding. The coding region runs from base 151 to 1368 and encodes 405 amino acids. The transcript has 5 exons. The record is from RefSeq and is a predicted model, not a curated record. Lineage: Eukaryota; Metazoa; Arthropoda; Insecta; Lepidoptera; Noctuidae. Gene Ontology annotation, cellular component: catalytic step 2 spliceosome; nucleolus.
AUAGAUAGAGGUGUAGAAACUGACACACUACCACACCACUUUGUUUGCGUGCAUCAACCUCGUUGAUUUCAACAUAAUAUUUUGGUGAUUUGACUGUGUAUAUGUUAUAAAAUAUAUUUAGACAUUUCGGUAAAGCAACUAUAAAUUACAAUGACUUCAACUGAAGUUUCGUAUAAUCGGAAAAUAAUAUCGGAGGAUUUGUCGAAUGUCGAAUUCGACACAAGCGAAGAUGUGGAAGUUAUUCCCACUUUUGAUUCUAUGGGAUUACGGGACGAAUUGCUGCGUGGAAUAUACACCUAUGGAUUCGAGAAGCCGUCCGCAAUCCAACAAAGAAGCAUAUUACCAAUCGUAAAAGGCCGCGAUGUGAUAGCACAAGCUCAGUCCGGUACUGGUAAAACUGCAACAUUUUCGAUUUCCAUCCUGCAGUCGUUGGACACAACUUUACGUGAGACCCAAGUCCUGGUUUUAUCACCAACGCGCGAGUUGGCUACUCAAAUUCAGAAAGUAAUCUUGGCCUUGGGUGAUUUCAUGAAUGUCCAGUGCCAUGCCUGUAUUGGAGGGACCAACCUUGGAGAAGACAUCAGGAAAUUAGAUUAUGGUCAACAUGUUGUAUCUGGUACACCUGGCAGAGUAUUUGAUAUGAUCAGGAGACGUGUAUUGAGAACAAGGUCCAUAAAAAUGCUAGUACUUGACGAAGCUGAUGAGAUGCUGAACAAGGGUUUCAAAGAACAGAUCUAUGAUGUGUACCGUUAUCUGCCUCCAGCCACACAGGUGGUACUCAUCUCUGCCACACUUCCCCAUGAGAUUCUUGAGAUGACUUCAAAAUUCAUGACUGAUCCUAUUAGGAUCUUGGUAAAACGUGACGAGUUGACAUUAGAAGGAAUCAAACAGUUCUUUGUUGCUGUGGAACGUGAGGAGUGGAAGUUUGACACCCUAUGUGACCUGUAUGAUACACUGACCAUCACUCAGGCAGUCAUCUUCUGCAACACCAAGAGAAAGGUGGACUGGCUCACACAAAAAAUGCAGGAAGCCAACUUCACAGUCAGUUCAAUGCAUGGAGACAUGCCGCAAAAGGAAAGAGAUAAUAUCAUGAAGGAGUUCCGUUCUGGCCAAAGCCGCGUACUUAUCACAACCGACGUUUGGGCGCGAGGUAUCGAUGUGCAGCAAGUAUCUCUGGUCAUAAACUACGACCUGCCGAACAACCGUGAGUUGUAUAUCCACAGAAUCGGCAGGUCGGGUCGUUUCGGCCGCAAGGGUGUCGCCAUCAACUUCGUCAAGUCAGACGACAUCAGGAUUCUGAGAGACAUAGAACAGUACUACUCCACCCAAAUUGACGAGAUGCCAAUGAAUGUCGCAGAUUUAAUAUAAUUCUGGUCACAAAAACAUCACCUUUCUUACCCAGUGUUCAACUGGAGACACACAGUGGUGAAGGAAUUGAUAGCACCCAAAUUCUUCUCAUGUAAGCUAUUUUCUAGAUGUAUCUCGGUAUAAUGUCUUAAUAAAUAAAUUUUAAAUUGAA